Molecule: messenger RNA, 2636 nt
Organism: Momordica charantia (bitter melon)
Lineage: Eukaryota; Viridiplantae; Streptophyta; Magnoliopsida; Cucurbitales; Cucurbitaceae
Product: two-component response regulator ARR12
Biological process (GO): cytokinin-activated signaling pathway; phosphorelay signal transduction system
Molecular function (GO): DNA-binding transcription factor activity; DNA binding
Source: RefSeq, a predicted model, not a curated record
UCGUGGAAACGAAAUUCCAUUUUCGCAUCGCCAUUGAAAGCUGAGUGAGAGUGAGAGGUUGUAUACUGUGGAAACUCUACAGAAGCUUUUCUUCCACAGCCUCUGCCUCUGUUCUUCUUCCACAGCUACUCCCUGUCCGUAGAUAAUUGCAGAUUCCAUUUUCCAUUUCUCUCUCUCGCUCCCCAUAUUUUCAGACCUUCCUUAAUUUUAUACGAUAUUCAAUCCCACGUUUUCUUCUGGGUCUUCGCGAAUCUCAUCCUACGGAGGCCGAAUCCUUCCCCCCAGUUCAACCCGCCGGAGUUCUCGCCUGUUGGAAGCUGAAACGAUGACGGUUGAGCCGCGAGUCGACGACCCAACUGAUCAAUUUCCGUCUGGAAUGCGUGUGCUCGCCGUUGACGACGAUCCCACUUGCCUUUUGAUUUUGGAGACUUUGCUUCGUCGAUGCCAGUAUCAUGUCACUACAACUAAUCAGGCUGUUAUGGCGCUGAAGUUGUUGAGAGAAAACAAGAACAAGUUCGACGUGGUUAUCAGUGAUGUCCACAUGCCUGACAUGGAUGGAUUUAAGCUGCUAGAGCUUGUUGGGCUGGAGAUGGACCUACCUGUUAUUAUGCUGUCUGCAAAUGGUGAUCCCAAGCUUGUGAUGAAAGGAAUUACUCAUGGAGCAUGUGAUUACUUGCUGAAACCUGUUCGCAUUGAGGAGCUAAAGAACAUUUGGCAGCAUGUAAUCAGGAGAAAGAAAUUUGAUCCGAAGGACCGAAUGAAUUCUGACAAUCUGGACAAGCCUGAUUCUGAGACCGGGGAAGAAGCAGCUGAUUCAAAUGGGAAAUUUAAUAAAAAGAGGAAGGAUCAGAACUACAAUGAAGAUGAGGACCAGGACUAUAAUGGGCAAGAGAAUGAUGACUCGUCGACCCAGAAGAAACCUCGCGUUGUUUGGUCUGUGGAGCUGCAUAGGAAGUUUGUAAAUGCUGUUAACCAGUUGGGCAUAGACAAGGCAGUGCCUAAAAAGAUUUUGGACUUGAUGAAUGUAGAUAAGCUCACAAGAGAAAAUGUAGCCAGCCAUCUCCAGAAAUACAGGCUUUAUCUCAAAAGAAUCAGCUGUGUAGCAAACCAGCAAGCUAACAUGGUGACUGCAUUGAGCAGUGCAGAUCCUUCCUAUUUGAGAAUUGGUUCUCUUAGUGGAAUUGGGAAUUUCCAUUCCUUGAGUGGACCUCCACAGUUUCCCAACACUGCUUUCAGAUCUAUCCCGACUACUGGGAUGCUUGGUCGAUUGAAUACUCCUGCUUGUAUGGGUAUGCACAGCCUUCCUUCUCCGGGUACAGUUCAACUGGGUAGUUUGAACAAUCCAAGCAAUGAUCAGCCUGCAUUUCAGCCAAUCAUGCUUUCUGGAAACCGCAGCGGGAAUAUUUUCCGAGGAAUGCCAGAGCCCUCAGAACUUGAUCAACUACAACAUGUUAAGCAUGGGACCCAUGUGGACGACCUCUCUCCUGAUUUUGAUGAGAGAACAGUAUUUCCUGCUUCCAUUGGCCUACCAAAUGCAACUAUGACUGCUGGUAGCUUGAGCAAUCCUCUUUUAGGAUUAACUAAUGAUCCCUUGAUUUCAGAAGUCCAGCAUCAUGAAGUCCACAGUGGUCGAAAAUUUGGACCUCAAUCUUCCAUUUCAGUAGUAUCCUCCAACUCAGAAAGUUCACGUCCUUCUCUAGAUAAUGCUAGAUGCACCGGUGACAAUUGGUCGAAAGCUGUUCAUUCAUCCAGGAUCCACUUGAAUACCAUUCCAUCCAACAACCUUUCUAAUAUCUCUACUUCCUACCAUAGUCACUUGAGAGACAAUACUACCGGUGCAUUGCAUAUUGGAAAUUGUCUUUCUGACAUUUCUUCCAUCACUUCAAUAUCUACCCAGUCCCGUGAUUCGCAAACAGAUUCUCAAUGUCAAGUAGCCACAACCAGCAAUAAAUAUGAUCAAGUAUUCAAAAAGGUUCCUGUUCAGAAUUGGAACGACCACAAAGAGGAUGCCUAUUACCACACGGCUGUCGCCUGUAGCUCAUCAAAUUCUUUAACACCCGUGAAUGGUGCCGCUGAGACGCUACCCAAGCAUUUGGAAAGUCAUAACACGAUCUUCUACGGAAGCAAGGAUCUUAAUGUGACUAGUCAAGCAAAUGUUCUUGAUCAUGCAAUGGUGGAACAUGAUCAAUUCAAGAAAUCAGCUAUGGAGACAUCACUCGUGUUGAAACAAGGAUACCUGUACGAUCAGCAGCAAAAGAUGCAAGCUAGAUUUUCGUCAAGUAACUGUGGCUCCUUGGAAGAUAUAGCAUGUGCAAUGAUGAAACAGGAACAAGAUGAUGGAAAGUUGUUGGAAGGAGACUUUGGAUGUGAUAGUUACCCGAUCGGAACAUGCAUGUGAAUCCCGAAGAAAAAAGUCUCGAAUCGAACAUCCAGUGUUGUCUAGUUUUUCCUCAAGCAGAUUUUAAUGUAUUUAGUUCCUGCAGGUUUAGCUCUCUGACCAUUGUUCUUCUCAUUUAUCCUCCUAAGUUCAAGAGGAAGUCUCUGUUUUCAUUUUAAUUCCAUGACUGUUUGUUGCUAUUCAUGUUGGCCAACAAUUGUACAUUGUAAUUCAUAUGGGUAAUGAUUCUGUUUCACUA